Molecule: messenger RNA, 2238 nt
Organism: Symbiodinium sp. CCMP2456
Lineage: Eukaryota; Dinophyceae; Suessiales; Symbiodiniaceae
Source: the annotation of a GenBank genome assembly
AUGGGCUGGUUUUGGGGGUUUUUCCUGCCAGCGCAGCGGCCCAGAGGGCCAGGGCCCCGCAGGCCUUGGGCAGCUUCAGUGGCCCUGGCGUGCCUCGUGGCAAGGUGUCUUUGGAGCAGUGCGGACACGACGGCUGCCGUAAAUGCGCUGCCAGCAUCUGACAAGCUCACCAGCAAUUCCACCGUAGCGCCCGAGCACAUUUGGCUGCUCCCUCUUGAGACGGAGCUCUGGGUGAAGCGCGUUCAGCGCCGUCGGCUGAUCAAGAUUUUGAAUCAGUUGACCGAGACUCGGAAGUACCUCCGCACGGCCAAGGAGCUGGAGCAGCAGGGCCCUGAUGGCUCCCACCUGGUGAACCAACCGGAGAUCCCCGAGAUGGUGCAGACGGCUCCACCCAAGGAGCUGCCGCAGCUCCUGGCAGUGGAGGACCGGAUCCGUCGCCUGCGUCAUCUCCGGCGAAUCGCCAUGGCACGCAGGGCUGCGCGGAUGAGCGCCCAGAAGCUGGAGCUGCUGCGAGCGCCGGUGAAGCAUGCGGCCCUGCGUUCUGCACAGUACGCUGCCACCGGCCUUUUGGCCCUGCGCUGCGCGGAUGAGGCAGGUCUUUGGCUUUGCUUUCGUCGUAAAUCGUUUCCGGGCCAGCUGGGCGUGUUCGUCUUCAGUGCUCAGAUCUUGAGGAUGCGUGAAAGUGCUUCGCCUCUGUUUACCUACCUCCAGCCCUUCUUCGACUACCAGAUGCAGGUCUGGGCGAUUCGAGGCCUGCAGCGCCACAUCUUCUCUUCGAAGGUGAAAGAUGCAGAGAGUAACAUGCGGACGCCAGAUGUGGCACUGGAGGAUGUCGCUGGCAUUGGAACGGCCAAGGCAGAAGCUUUGGAGAUCGUCGAGUGCCUCAUGGCGCCUGCGAGGUUUGCGAGCUUGGGCGCCAAGUGCCCGAAGGGCCUCCUUUUGACCGGCCCGCCCGGUUGCGGGAAGACGCUACUGGCAAAAGCCAUAGCUUCCACUGCGGCCGUGCCAUUUUUGUCACGCUCAGGCGCCGACUUCAACGGCCGCUUUGCAGGUACCGGGACGAACCUGGUGAAGGAGCUGUUUGCGAUGGCCCGCCGCAUGUCUCCUGCGGUGAUCCUCAUCGACGAGCUGGACUACAUUGGCCGCCGCCGGGGCGAGGAGCGAGGGGGAGGCCUGGAAACCGAUCGAUCAGCAGCUUUGACCCAGCUGCUUGCGGAGAUGGAUGGGUUUGCCUCGGCCGAGGGUGUCGUCGUCAUCGGGACGACGAACAGACCGGACAUUCUUGACAAGGCUCUGACCAGACCCGGAAGGUUCGACCGGAAGGUCACGGUGCCACUGCCCGACGUCAAGGGCCGCUUCCAGAUCCUGAGGAUGCACGCCAAGCGCCUGGUGCUGGAGAGACCGGGAUCCCAGCGACUCAGCCAGGAUUGGAUGGCCUGGGCCAAACGGACGACCGGCUUCUCGGGUGCCGACUUGGCGGGUCUGGUCAACGAGGCGGCCAUGGCCGCAGCUCGUGAAGGUGCAGCCGGCGUCGGGGAGAGGCACCUCCAGGUGGCCUACAGCAAGUUGCUCAUUGGCCUCCCUUCCGGGCGCCAUCAGUCUGCGGCAGAGAUGAACCUGACGGCCUUUCACGAGGCGGGUCAUGCCGUGGUGAAUGAGGUGAUGCGGGUCUCACUGGGAGAGCAAGGUGUCACUGGCUUCCGGACCGUGGCCCACGUGAGCAUCGUUCCCGCAGGGCAGACCGGCGGCGUGACGCAGUUCGCCGAUCCCGAAGAGACCAGCCGUCUUCCCCACUCCCGGCGGAUUCUCUUGGCUAUGCUGGCGGUCGACAUGGGUGGGCGCGCAGCGGAGGAGCUGGUGCUUGGCAAGGGCCAGGCGACGAUGGGUGCGGAAGCUGACAUCGACGAUGCCACUCGCUUGGCGACGGAGAUGGUGGCGUCCGGUGGACUUUCCAAGGCCGUGGGGCCGAGAUCACUUCGUUCAGGAACUCAGCCGUCCCAGGCUCUCCUGUCUGAAGUGGAUGCAGAGGUCAAGGAGCUCCUUGACAAGGCCUUGCUGCUCGCGGGUACAGCCAUUGCACGGAACCGCGAGCUUCAUGCGGCCAUCGCUGAGGUGCUGAUACAGCACGAGACGCUGGACGGUGAGGUGCCUCUACAGCAUCCCACUGCACCUUUCUCCUCUUUGGCUGAAUUCCAGCGAGUGGUGCGCGAGCACCCGCCCACACCGAUCAAGCUGUGA